CGGAAGCAAGAGCGAGAGAGAGCGAUUUGACGAUGGAGGAUUCAGGUGCGAUUCUAUGUCAGAUCUCCAUUUUCAAGGACAUGCUUGAUCAGGUCAAUCGGGAAAUUGAAGCAAACAUUCAGGUGACGAGAGAGAUCGAAUCACAGAUCGGAGCGUGUUCUGAGAUGGAAUCGUCUCUGUCUCUCAAGGAAGCUGAGCUUACUAAAUCGUUCCUUGCUUCUCAGUUCGAGAUCAGCGGUUUGAUCUCCGUUACAGCUGAUUCAAGAAACUCUCUGAAGCUAUUGGAAGAUGAGAUUUGUCGUUUGAGAAGUGAGCACAGUGAGAUCAUUACAAGGCUGACAGAGAAGCGGGAAGGGUUUGUGAAGAUGUGUAUUGGAUUCCAGAGUGACAUUGAAGACAGUGAAUUAAGGAGUUUACUUUCGGAGAGGGAGUUUCUCGAAAACGAAGUUCGGAUGUUGGAGGAGAAGAACAUGGAUGUGAAGAACUCGAUUUUGGCUUACAUGGAAGAUGAAAUGAGGAAUCUGUUGUCUGAUUAGUGUUUUAUGGUAUGAUGAAAAUAUCAGCCAUUGGAUUGGAGUGGAAUGUUAAGUAGUACGACUAGUCACUUGUUCUUUAACUAAAAGAACAAAAUAAAACAUUACUAGAUUAGAUUCUAAUGGAUUCACAAUCGGUUUAUUGAUUCGGGGUUCAGAUGUUGACAACCUCGGGUUAGUUAGUUCGACUUGGAAGUGGCUAAUGGUGGUUUUGCUCAGGUUAAGAACGUACAGCUUCUUUGAUAUCUUCGAGUCUUAAUCGUCCAAACCCAUUGAUGAUAUCUCUUUUUUGCUUA
Messenger RNA from Capsella rubella, 829 nucleotides. RefSeq lists its product as uncharacterized. Lineage: Eukaryota; Viridiplantae; Streptophyta; Magnoliopsida; Brassicales; Brassicaceae. The record is from RefSeq and is a predicted model, not a curated record. The transcript is spliced from 4 exons. The coding region runs from base 33 to 536 and encodes 167 amino acids.